AGAUAGAAGCAAAUAUAGAAUUCUAAGUAUGUGUGCGAUAGAUAAGCGUGGUGGCACAAAGCCAUAUAUUAAAUUGGGUUUACUAGAUGUGAGUUAUCUACUUCACUCUAGCCUCUGUAAGUUAAAUACUUUGGUGAAAUUUGAUGUUUUGAAUUUGUUUGACACCAUAGAAGAUGAGUAGUAUAUAUGUGGCUAUGUGCUAUUUGGGGGAAAAGGAAAACUUACUGCCAGUGAUCUUUACCAUUUAAUCAUCUUUCUAACAAACUUGUUUUUCUAGUCUUACAGAGGUAUUCUUUAUGAUAUACAGAGGAAUUGGUGAGUCCUCCUAAGUGGAUGCUUCUCUUAUUCAUGUUGAAUGGAUCCUAGUCCUUGUGUCCUAUUCUAUUGGAUUAUUUCAUUUUUCAUUAAAAAAAAAAAAGAGAGAAUGGUUGAGAAGUUGCAACCAAUAAUGAUUGCUUAUGUCUGUUAUGUAGUGAAUGUUAUUUGUUUAACUACAAAUGUGUCCUUGUAAUGUUUUGCCAUGAUUUCUUGUCAUCUCUUCAUUGUGCACCACUUUCUCUGUUUGACUUGGACUUGGCUUAUAUUUUCAGCCUUCUAUAACGACAAAUGAAAUUGAUAAAGCAGUGCAACAGAUGAUAAUUGAUGCUGGUGCUUAUCCCUCACCCCUUGGAUAUGGUGGAUUUCCAAAAAGUGUGUGCACAUCUGUUAAUGAGUGCAUGUGCCAUGGAAUACCUGAUUCCCGGCAGUUACAGAACGGUGACAUUAUUAACAUUGAUGUGACGGUCUAUCUGAAUGGAUAUCAUGGAGACACAUCAAAGACAUUUUUCUGCGGGGAUGUAAGUGAUGCUAUGAGAAAGCUUGUUAAGGUAACUGAAGAGUGCAUGGAAAGGGGAAUAGCUGUUUGCAAGGAUGGUGCUCCUUUUAGAAAAAUUGGGAAGAGAAUCAGUGAGCAUGCUGAAAAGUAUGGCUAUGGUGUAGUGGAGCGUUUUGUUGGUCACGGUGUGGGAACGGUUUUUCAUUCUGAGCCAAUAAUUUUUCAUCAUCGUAAUGACAAGCCUGGGUGUAUGGUUGAAGGUCAAACAUUUACCAUAGAACCUAUCCUUACGAUGGGAAGCAUCGAGUGCAUUACAUGGCCAGACAAUUGGACAACAGUGACUGCUGAUGGGAGUCCAGCGGCUCAGUUUGAGCACACAAUUUUGAUCACUAGGACUGGAGCAGAAAUUUUGACUACCUGUUAAAUUCUGACAAGAUCAUGUGAUUUUGAAUGCUACGUGGGUCAUUAAUUAAUUGUAAAUAACUUGCCUCCUUUCUUCCGGUUCUGGUGAGAGCUAUAUAGGAAGGCUAGGCCAGACCCAUGGAGAUAGAGACACCACAGAGUAGUGAGUACCAUCUUCUCUUGUGCAUAUGUAUACGUAUAGAUUCAUUCAAUGUAUGAAUAUUAUUGUCUCUGUCAAAAACACAGAGAUAUCUGAGAUGUGAUUUUUUAGUUUUACAUUUAUUGUGUCAGCAAAUGCAUGAGUUUGCUGCUGCUAAACAGUGGAAACUUGCAAUAAUGCAUUUUGGAGGGUUGCUGAUCCUAUUUGAGUAGC
This is a messenger RNA of Neltuma alba, 1589 nucleotides long. Its product is annotated as methionine aminopeptidase 1B, chloroplastic. The transcript is spliced from 7 exons. Gene Ontology annotation, cellular component: chloroplast. Gene Ontology annotation, molecular function: metalloaminopeptidase activity. The coding region runs from base 633 to 1238 and encodes 201 amino acids. NCBI's taxonomy places the organism in Eukaryota, Viridiplantae, Streptophyta, Magnoliopsida, Fabales, Fabaceae. The record is from RefSeq and is a predicted model, not a curated record. Gene Ontology annotation, biological process: proteolysis.